Penicillium argentinense is the source of this 1668-nucleotide messenger RNA. RefSeq lists its product as uncharacterized. Gene Ontology annotation, molecular function: protein binding. The transcript has a single exon. The coding region runs from base 1 to 1668 and encodes 555 amino acids. The record is from RefSeq and is a predicted model, not a curated record. Lineage: Eukaryota; Fungi; Ascomycota; Eurotiomycetes; Eurotiales; Aspergillaceae.
AUGAGCAAGCUUUGGGAGUAUUUCAUCCAAGAUGAUGUCGAGAGCUUCCAGCGGCUCCUCGCAACGCCGGACCCGAAAGGGCCGCGACCGGAUGUGAAUGCCCGCGAUCACCACGGUAGGACGCUGCUACACCAUGUUGCUUCGUCGCCGAAACCUACCGCCACAACCUUCGCACACACACUCCUCAACGCCUAUCCGUUGAUCGACAUCUACGCGCAGGACUGGGAAAGCGGGUGGACUGCUUUGCACCGAGCAUUAUACGCCGGGAAUGCCUCAAUCGCGAGAGCGUUGAUGAUCCGCGACAACGAGACGGAUUUCACACGACUGGGAAACAGCAAAUCUGGCCACGGUCAGACCGGAAGUCUGAUCAAGAUCAAAGACCGCGAGGGAUAUUCGCCAUUCGACGUCUAUGGUGCGACCAUCACUUCCCGAGACAUUAAGCAGAUCCUCUCCAGGUCUUCGGCACGCUGGCCUGGCUCCAGGCUCCCCGACGACGUCGACGACACGGCAUCCAACGCGGCAUCGAACAAUGAGGAUGAGGAUGAAGAUGGAUCACUUGGGGACGGCUCCGCGAAGAACAUUGGCGCGGAUUUCUCUGCGGACGAGAUCUUUACACUCGGCAGCAACAAGAACUUGAAUCUUGGGCUGGGAGACCAAGACGACCGACAAUUCCCGGAACGGAUCACUCUCGAGCGACCCGGUCAUCUAUUGAACCGCUUCUAUCACGAGUAUGAAGAACGCAUGGAACGCUUCGGUCUCCAAGACCUGAUCGAUCAAGAUUCUUCAGAUGAACUGCCGACCCUCAUUAAGAACAAGCCGAUGAAGUACCGAAACGUGGUCAUGUCGAAGCUGCAUACCGCCAUCAUCACGAACGACCCGGAAGCAAACCUGUUUAUGUGUGGUUUCGGGCCCGGUGGCCGCCUGGGAACUGGAGACGAGUCUACCAGGUUUGGCUUCGUUUGUAUCGAGACAGGUGGUUUGGCUGGCAAAGCUGUUGUGUCAGUCGCUCUCGGCCAAGACCACAGUCUUGCCAUCACCGAUACGGGUGAGAUCUUCAGCUGGGGAAGCAACACAUUCGGUCAGCUGGGCUACAGUCUGCCUCGGACAAGCAACCGAAAUGAUGUCCCUAUCCAAACUACCCCUCGGCAGAUCUUCAAUACCUUCAAAAGAGAAAAGAUAAUGGGCGCCGCAGCCUCGGCGAUCCACUCAGUGGUCUUCAGUGACUCGGGCCUUUAUACGUUUGGCAAGAACGAGGGCCAGUUAGGACUCGUCGACUCGGACGCGAGGUCACUCGAAGUUCAAACAACGCCUCGUCGUGUCGGCGCUUCCUUAUUCCAGUGCCCCAUCAAGGCGGUUUCCGCUAUCGAUCGUGCGACCGCUAUCCUACUGCAAAGUCAUGAAGUUUGGGUUUUCUCGCAGUACGGAUACUCCAAGAUCUCGUUUCCGUUGGAAGCCAGCUCGAGCUUCAUCCGAGACAGCUUCAUGGCGACAAGAUAUGAUCAUUCAACUAACCAUGUCGUCAAGAUCGCGAGUGGAGGCAAUACGAUCUGUGCCUUGUCGAGUUCUGGUGAGAUUUUCACUGUUGAGGUCAGCAAGCCAGAGAACUCUUCUACCUCAACAUCUACCACCAACCCAGCGAAGAUUCGCAACUCAUUGACUCCCCCGUGA